Scleropages formosus (Asian bonytongue) is the source of this 2066-nucleotide messenger RNA. It is a transcript of the gene rxylt1, whose product is annotated as ribitol xylosyltransferase 1. Gene Ontology annotation, cellular component: Golgi apparatus. Gene Ontology annotation, biological process: protein O-linked glycosylation via mannose. The transcript has 6 exons. The coding region runs from base 100 to 1428 and encodes 442 amino acids. NCBI's taxonomy places the organism in Eukaryota, Metazoa, Chordata, Actinopteri, Osteoglossiformes, Osteoglossidae. Gene Ontology annotation, molecular function: ribitol beta-1,4-xylosyltransferase activity. The record is from RefSeq and is a predicted model, not a curated record.
UGCAAGUUCACUGGUAACAACAUCUUUACCUGUCGUCAAGAGCCAACCUGUACGGGAUAACUGGACAAAACCAGAAUGAUAACCUGAAAUGAAAAAAAUAUGAAAGUCAACUGCAGAAAAAUUUGCUACUGUAUUGUUUUUGUGUAUCUCGUGUUUUCGUUUUACGCAGCGUAUAACGUCUUCUUUAAUGCAAAAGUUAUUUCCAGAGUCCACAGGGUGGUGAAGAAAGUGGACAGUGCACGGGCAGCGGAGCGCAGGAGCCCCGUCCUCCCCAGGGAGGAGGAGGAUGAGGAAGAGUGGGACCCAUGGGAGGAAGAGGAGAAGCAGGAGCUUGCGGACUUACAGAGGCGAAGGGGGGCAUUCCAGGUGUACCAGGAACGUGUUGCCAGGGAACGGCUGAAGAGGCACAGGGUUCAGAUUUGGGGCAAAGCCGCCAUCGGGCUGUACCUCUGGGAACAUAUUUUAGAGGGGCCACUGAAUCCCCUGGACAGGACUGCGCAGUGGAGAGAGGGGGAGGUGGUGUCUGGAAAUAUCACAUUCAGUUUCUACACGGGUCCAGCUGUGGUCCAGGGUCACGUGCCUCUAGAAACAGACAGCGUGGUGCUGGUCCUGAACGGUCGCGAGGAACAGAAGGUCUCCUAUGCCACCCGAUGGCUGCAGCACGUGGAGGCGCUGGUGCAUUCUGGCUCGCUACUGCAUGUCGCCGUGGUGUUGCUGGGCAGCGAGCGCUGCGUCAAUGACUGGUUCCAGCCCUAUCUGCGUAGCUACGGCGGCUUCGUGGACCGGCUCUUCCUCGUGUACGACAGCCCUUGGGUUAACGGUCGCGACAUCUUCCAGUGGCCGCUCGGUGUAGCCACAUACAGGGAUUUCCCGCUGGUCAUCCCCGACAGCCAGAUGGAGAGCGCAGAGAGGCCUUACCUGUGUAACUUCAUGGGAACAGUGUACAAGAACUCCUCCCGAGAGAUCAUGAUGGGGAUUCUCAAGCCGGUAUGGGAGAAGGAGUGUCUCAUCGCACCAAGGGACAAGUGGCUCCCUCUGGAGUCGGUAGAGAGCAUGCGGCGGUACCGUACGGCUCUUGCGCAAAGCGACCUCACGCUGUGCCCGGUGGGGGUCAACACGGAAAGUUACCGCAUCUACGAGGCCUGUUCCUAUGGCUCCGUCCCUGUGGUGGAGGACGUGACCACGCCGGGCAGCUGUGGGUCCGAGUCUGGUGCCCCGCUGCGGCUGCUCAAAGCCAGGGGGGCGCCUUUCAUCUUCCUCCGCGACUGGCGUGAGCUGCCUGGCCUGCUGGAGAGCGAGAUGCGCAGGACGACGGCAGAGAAGGCGGAGAGGCGGCGCCAGCUGCUCACCUGGUACGCAGACUUCCAUCGGUGGAUGAAGGAGCACUUCACCCAGGUCCUGGAGGAGGCCUUCUUCACACAGGGCUGAGCGGUGGCUCGCAUGAGCACCACCCGGGUACGGAGGAAGAGCAGCUGUGUCGUAGGCGUACAGGAAAUUCAAAAACAUGGAUAGUGGUUAUAUUCCGAUUCUCAUCACCGUUUCGUUUCUCCGUUAUUCCUGUUAGUGUUUACACCUGGAACACAGUCUGGCACUCCUGUGUUCUCGCUUAUCACCUUUCACACAAAUGUAAAACAUGGGAAAACACUAUUGAACACUAUGAACCGUUGUGGUGUAUACCGAUCAGCCGACACAUUAAAAGCCACCUGCCUAAUACUGGGUUGGUCCCCCUCAUGCCACCAAAACAGCUCUGACGUGUUGAGGCAUGGACUCCACAAGACCUCCGAAGGUGUCCUGUGGUAUCUGGCACGAAGGCGUCAGCAGGAAAUCUUUUAAGUCCUGUAAGUUGUGAGGUGGGGCCUCAAUGGAUUAGACUUGUGUUUCCAGCACAUCCCCCAGAUGCUCGAUUGGAUUGAGAUCUGGGGAAUUUGGAGGCCAACUAACACCUUCAACUUUUAAACAAUUUUGCAGUGUGAUGGGGCCACAGCCAUCAGGGAAUAAUAGCGUUGCCAUGAAGGGGUGUACGUGGUCUGCAACAAUCUUUAGGUAGGUGGUACGUGUCAAAGUAA